CCGAAGCAAGCUGACGGUCGAACGCUACCCAAUGUGAUCAUUUUUCUCGUGAAAUCCUCAACCGAUCUACCGGUCAAGUCCGCGGGGAUACGUGGCAAGCGUGGCGCGGGGGGUAAUUCCAUUUCAGUGCUCUACCAGUGUUAAUGAGUGUGUUUACAUGUAUACAAAACUCGGUAAUCGCGGUGUCACCACGAGGAUUUUUCACUGCCCUGGAUACAAAGGAGUCUCGUGAGGUGCUACAAGCGUCCUUUCGGCAACGGAAGCGCGGAGCCAAAAAUGCCGGCGUCGAGGCCGUAAUUCCAGGAGCUUUAUAGGGAGGGUACCGGAAGGCCAGAGAACCCCCGGUCGGGUGGUGAAACCCCCCGCGUAAGAGGGGACGGCGGUCGGACAAGGGGGAAAAAAGAAAAUGGCGUCGACCAGCGGGCACAAGAGGAACGGCUCGAGCUCGAGCAUGUUCGCCCACAAACGCACCGAGUCCGGCGGCGGUUUCAUCGGCCACAAACGCUCGGAGAGCGGUCACAAACGCGCCGAGAGCAUAUCCAGUGCCUUCGGCCACAAACGAUCCGAGAGUGGCCACAAGAGGAACGAGAGCGGCGGCGGUUUCGGGCACAAAAGGUCCGAGUCUGGCAGCAAUUACCAUGCCGGGCAUCGUCGGAACGAGAGCAUGUACGCUAUGACUGGCCUGUACGCGGAGACCACGGGAAACGUGGGUGACGAGACCGCAGACCCGUUGCAGGCGACCGGCGGCACAAGCAGACUGACUCACGACACCGUAAUCAGGUGUCACAGUAGAAAUCCGAGUUCCGGCCUCGUGGACCAUAGAGAUUUUAUUAUCAAAUGUCACAGCAGGAAUCCCAGUGCUUCCAUGGUGGACAGGACGGAGAAGGAGAGAGCGCAAACACCGCCGUUCAAUCCAGACUCGAAGGACUGUGGGAUCCUCAGCUGCAGACCGGCCUUUAUACAGAGAUUCGCCGGAAUAAAGGUGUUCGUGUUCCUCCUAUCGUUUCUCGUCACGCUGCAGCAAGCACUUAGUUCAGGUUACAUAAAUUCUGUGAUCACGACCAUAGAGAAGAGGUUCGAAAUCCCGUCCAGCCUGUCAGGCGUCAUUGCGAGCUCCUACGAGAUCGGGAACGUCAUUACCGUAAUCUUCGUCAGCUACCUCGGUAGCCGGCGACACAUACCAGUUUGGAUAGCGAUUGGCGCUGUAAUAAUGGGCCUGGGAUCGAUGAUCUUUAUGGUGCCGCACUUCACAGCCGAGCCUAAUUUGAUGACAGCUGCGAACAACUCCAGCUCGGACAACAUUUGCCGGGGAGUGUCCUUACGUGAACAGGACAUGGGACUCGGUCGUUUGUCGUCUGGAUUAUCAUCUCCUCCGCUGGCACCACACAAUAAUUUAAGAGGCGAUAAUUGCAUUCAAGGAUCUCCAUCCACCGCUGGCCCUGUUAUGUUAUUUGUACUUGCUCAGUUAUUAUUAGGCUGUGGUGGUUCUCCUCUGUUUACUCUUGGUACUACUUACAUAGACGACCACGUACGUCCAGAGAGUGCUUCUUUGUAUAUUGGUUGUAUGUACAGCAUGGCAGCUUUUGGACCAGUCUUAGGUUUCCUUCUUGGAGCUUACUUACUAUCAUUUCACAUGGAUUCCUUUUCUGGAACUAUUAUCAGCAUAGAUCCAGGCGACCACAGAUGGGUGGGCAUGUGGUGGGGUGGAUUUCUGCUCUGCGGCCUGCUCUUAAUUUUAGUCGCGAUACCGUUCUUCAGUUUCCCAAAAACGCUGCAACGCGAAAAAGAGAAAAUACGAAUCAUCGAGAAAAACAAAUCGUCGUCGCAGAAAGAGAAAGAACAGUGCAAGGAGCCGAAGAAAGAGAAGCUUGACGAUAGCGGGUACGGCAAAGACGUGAAAGAUAUACCCAGGAGCAUGUGGAGGCUCGUCUGCAAUCCUGUGUACGUGGUCACGUGUCUGGGAGCGUGCAUGGAGCUGGUGAUCGUUUCCGGUUUCGUGGUGUUCUUGCCGAAGUACCUAGAGACCCAGUUCAGCCUGGGAAAGAGCCAAGCCAGCGUAUUCACCGGUUCCAUAGCUAUACCGGGCGCCUGCAUCGGGAUAUUCUUCGGCGGUUGUAUGCUCAAACGUUUAGAAUUAAGGCCGAAGGGGGCGGUACAGUUCGUCCUCGUCUCGAACAUCAUAUGCCUGGUCUGUUACGGCCUCCUGUUUUUCCUCGGCUGCGACAACGUGAAAAUGGCUGGGACCACUAUUCCGUACUUUAACAGCAGCACGAAGGGCCCCGAGCCCUUUCAAGUAAACCUCACUGCCGCGUGCAACUUCGGUUGCGAGUGUCGAAUGACGGACGUCGAGCCCGUCUGCGGAAACAACGGUCUGACCUACUUCAGUCCAUGCCAUGCGGGCUGCACUGCCUUCAGUUCGAAAUCGAAUUUCACUAACUGUGCAUGUAUACAUGGAAACUUAACAAUGUUGCCACCAGCGGCUCCAGAAUUCGCGGAAGUGACAGUGGUACCGGUAGCAACUGCUGGCCCAUGUACUUCACCGUGUAGGACUAUAUUCCCCUUCUUAAUCUUACUUUUCUUUAUGACCUUCAUCGUCGCUAUCACUCAGAUGCCACUGCUGAUGAUAGUGUUGAGGUCAGUCUCGGAAGAAGAAAGGUCGUUUGCUUUGGGCAUGCAGUUCGUUAUCUUUCGACUGUUCGGUUAUAUACCUGCUCCAAUUUUAUUCGGUAACUUAAUCGACUCCACGUGCUUGCUUUGGAAAAGCACCUGUGGAGAAAAGGGCGGCCGCUGCCUGCUUUAUGACAUCGAACAAUUUAGAUACAGAUACGUUGGUCUCUGUGCCGGGAUUAAGAUUUUAGCCCUGGCACUGUUCCUCGUGGACUGGUGGCUGGUUAGGAGGAGAAGACAACUAGAAGACCAAGCACCGUCUUUCACGGUGAACGAAUUCGUAGGGUCAAUUAUCAGUCUUGACAAAUUGUUCGAAGAGAAACCUCACCACCAUAACACGACGGAAGGGGAUGACGGUGGGACCGCUCCGAAUUCCGAAAUGGCCACGCCGUCGUCAAUCUCGUCGCCCACCGAGCCUACCAAGUCGACGAACCUGGAGGAGACGGGAUCGUCGAAUCAGACACAGGAUUCGACGGAGUCGGCGAGCCGAUCAAAAAGCGCGAUGGACGUGGACGUACCCGACACCAGGCAAGCGCCUCUUGCCAUAGAAGAGCCAGACGUGGAGGUGAAGCCUUUGACCGGUAAAACGGAGAACCGUACACGGAACGUUUAAUGUUUGUCCCGUGUUAGAGGCUAUGCAAUCGAUUCUAUAUCAAAGUGGGUGAUACCGCGGGUCUCUGGCAAAUCAUUUUGUCGUCGCAGCUAACCUUUAACAAUAUAUCUACAAACGUACGUGCAUUAUUGAUUUGUGCAAUCCUAAAUGGGGGGGGGGGCGUUAUCGUGAUUCUUGACGAAAAGAGGUUAGACCUUGAAGGGG
Molecule: messenger RNA, 3484 nt
Organism: Dufourea novaeangliae
Lineage: Eukaryota; Metazoa; Arthropoda; Insecta; Hymenoptera; Halictidae
Gene: Oatp30B
Product: solute carrier organic anion transporter family member 5A1
Exons: 15
Coding region: 407-3280 (957 amino acids)
Biological process (GO): sodium-independent organic anion transport; transmembrane transport
Cellular component (GO): membrane
Molecular function (GO): protein binding
Source: RefSeq, a predicted model, not a curated record